AUGCCCCCCACCAAAGAAGACCGCAUCAAACAGGCGAUCGAAGCUGUGAAAAACGAAGAAAAUCUGAGCUUGCGAGCUGCUGCGAAGAGAUAUGAUGUUCCUGAAAGCACCUUGCGCGGCAGACUUACCGGUGGUCGUCGCGCGCGACACGGGGACAUUGUGGCUGUUGCGGCCAAGCCACUCCGCCAGGCUACCCAGGGUCUUAUAAAUGUGGAUUUGAAGAAGAAGGCCAAACUUGUUUUGACAAAGAAGAUGUUUGAUGACCGUGAAGAGGAACUUGAGGCGAUUAACUGGGGAUUUGAUGAGCAAGCGCUUGAGGAGAGACAUGAGGCAUAUAUCAGGUCGCAUAAAAGUUGA
Molecule: messenger RNA, 357 nt
Organism: Myxozyma melibiosi
Lineage: Eukaryota; Fungi; Ascomycota; Lipomycetes; Lipomycetales; Lipomycetaceae
Exons: 2
Coding region: 1-357 (118 amino acids)
Molecular function (GO): DNA binding
Source: RefSeq, a predicted model, not a curated record